Molecule: messenger RNA, 909 nt
Organism: Caenorhabditis bovis
Lineage: Eukaryota; Metazoa; Nematoda; Chromadorea; Rhabditida; Rhabditidae
Source: the annotation of a GenBank genome assembly
AUGAAUCCAAUUACAAACAUCAAGAAUCAGAAUCGAAUGAACGAGCGCGAGCUCCAACUCGGCUACGCUGGUAGUCAAGGCAAAUCGUGGCAUCAAGUGUACAAGGAUUCGGCGUGGAUAUUUAUUGGAGGGCUUUCGUAUGAUUUGACGGAAGGUGAUAUCAUCGCAGUUUUUUCACAAUAUGGUGAAGUCAUGAACAUUAACUUAGUUAGGGACCAGAAAACAGGAAAAUCCAAAGGUUUUUGUUUUCUUUGCUAUCAAGAUCAAAGAAGUACGGUGCUGGCAGUUGAUAAUUUCAAUGGAAUCACGCUAUGUAAAAGAAUUAUUCGUGUGGAUCAUGUGGAAGAAUACAGAGUUCCGAAGUAUAGAGAAGAUGCUGAUGAGGAAACGAAGCGGCUAUGGGAAGAAGGAUGUGCUCCGAAGCCGAUUAAGAGAACGGUUGAGCCUAUCGAAGUUCAAGAAGAGCGUAUCAAAAAGGCAAAGGAAGAAUUGUUGGCGAUCGGAGAUAUUGAUGAGGAAUUGAUCAAGAAGAUGAAGAAAGACAAAAAGAAGGCCAAAAAAGAGAAGAAAAGGGAAAAGAAGAGAGAGAAGAAACUCAAAAAAUUGGAAAAAUUGGCAAGAUUGGAUCCCGAAGGAGAUUGGAAGUCAAAGCAAAAGCUUUACGACAGUAUUGUCAAGGAAGAAGAUCUGUACGGUGCCAACAAGCAUUUCGACUUUGGCAAAAAGUACGAGACGGUGGAGAACAAAUACAAUCCGCGUCCCGAUUUCGAAAAGGCCGAUUGGCGAGAUAUCGAAAUCUGGAAGGUGGCUCGAGAACGAGAGAAAGCCGAAAAAGCGGCUCGCGGAGAAAGUACAGAAGCUUGGGGUCCCGAGGAACAUUACGUCUCCAAGCGCUACCAAUCAAAAUGA